CAUUUGUCAAUUUAGCGAAUUGACAAAGUAUUACACUAUUUCAUCAUACCAAAUUAAAAUUGGGAUUUCUUUAUGUUGAUAUUUGUAUUUUAUUUUCAUGACUCCUAGUUGGUUGUUGCCUUCUUUCCGUUCUAACUUGUAUGAUGUACUAUGGUUGUGUAUAAAAAAAGAUUAUCAAUGGCAAUGUGUGCAAAAUAGCUACAAAUAUACCAUUCCUUUAGAAGUACCCGGCUUGCUCCUAAAAAUUACGCAGCAUAAAGUGUUUGGUUUUUGUUUUCCUGACAGACGCUGGGGUUCCUGCGGUUUCUGGAUUAUACUCCGCUGCUGCAAUAAAACCGAUCUUGUCGGCUCAUCUGACGCUCAACACAGAUGGACCAGCAGGCCCAGUCCUAUAUGCUUGCCAGUCUGACGCGGCCCCACUCUGAGCAGCUGUUGCAAGGCCUCCAGCUGUUGCGGCAGGACCAUGAGCUGUGCGACAUUGUGCUGCGCGUGGGUGAAUGCAAGAUCCAUGCCCACAAAGUGGUGCUGGCGAGCAUCAGUCCCUACUUCAAGGCCAUGUUCACGGGCAACCUGUCAGAGAAGGAGACCUCCGAGGUGGAGUUUCAGUGCAUUGACGAGGCUGCGCUACAGGCAAUUGUUGAGUAUGCCUACACUGGCACGGUAUUCAUCUCACAGGAAAGAGUGGAGUCCCUAUUGCCAGCUGCUAACUUGCUCCAGGUCAAGCUGGUGCUGAAGGAGUGCUGCUCCUUCUUAGAGAGUCAGCUAGAUGCUGGGAACUGUAUAGGCAUCUCACGCUUUGCUGAGACCUAUGGCUGCCAUGAUCUCUGCCUGGCUGCCACUAAAUUCAUCUGUCAGAAUUUUGAAGAGGUGUGCCUGACAGAGGAGUUCUUUGAGCUGACACGGGCGGAAUUGGAUGAAAUAGUGUCAAAUGACUGUCUGAAGGUGGUAACGGAAGAGACUGUGUUCUACGCCCUGGAGUCGUGGAUCAAGUACGAUGUGACUGAGCGGCAGCAGCACCUAGCUCAGCUACUGCACUGUGUCCGUUUGCCUUUCCUCAGCGUUAAGUUCCUCACCCGCCUCUACGAGGCCAACCACCUUAUCCGGGAUGACCACGCCUGCAAGCACCUCCUCAAUGAGGCCCUCAAAUACCAUUUCAUGCCUGAGCACCGGCUCUCCUACCAGACGGUGUUGUCCACAAGGCCACGCUGUGCUGCCAAAGUGCUCCUUGCUGUGGGAGGCAAGGCUGGACUCUUUGCCACCCUCGAGAGCAUGGAAAUGUACUUCCCUCAAACUGAUUCAUGGAUUGGGCUUGCCCCUCUUAGUGUGCCCCGCUAUGAGUUUGGAGUGGCAGUGUUGGACCAGAAGGUGUAUGUGGUGGGUGGUAUCGCCACACACAUGCGACAGGGCAUUAGCUAUCGGAGACAUGAGAGCACAGUGGAGAGCUGGGACCCUGACAGCAACACGUGGUCCACAGUGGAGCGUAUGGCAGAGUGUCGCAGCACCCUGGGGGUGGUGGUCUUGGCUGGGGAGCUCUAUGCCCUGGGGGGCUAUGAUGGCCAGUACUACCUACAGUCUGUAGAAAAAUAUGUCCCCAAGGUGAAGGAGUGGCAGCCUGUGGCACCUAUGACCAAGUCACGCAGCUGCUUUGCCACGGCUGUGCUGGAUGGCAUGGUCUAUGCCAUUGGUGGCUAUGGACCCGCCCAUAUGAACAGUGUGGAGCGGUACGACCCCAGCAAGGAUGCCUGGGAAAUGGUAGCCCCCAUGGCAGACAAACGGAUCAAUUUUGCUGUGGGUGUCAUGCUAGGGUUCAUAUUUGUGGUUGGGGGACACAAUGGGGUAUCUCAUCUGUCCAGCAUUGAGAGGUAUGACCCACACCAGAACCAGUGGACAGCCUGUCGGCCCAUGAAUGAACCACGCACAGGGGUUGGCUCCGCGAUCGUGGACAACUAUCUCUAUGUGGUGGGGGGUCACUCGGGAUCAUCCUACCUGAACACUGUCCAGCGAUACGACCCCAUCACAGACAGCUGGCUGGACUCAAGCGGCAUGAUGUACUGCCGCUGUAACUUUGGCAUGACUGCUCUUUGACCCAUGGCACCCCUGGGUAGGACUCCUUAAGAAGACUUAGACAAAAGGCUAUUUUUUUUCUUUCUUCCCUCCAUUCAUCGCCAACAGGCUGAGGAGGCCUCCACACUGCUGUGGAUCCCAGAGAGAGAGAGAGCUUGUUGCUGGAUGAAUGAGCCCGGCUGGCACCAGGGAACCACAGAUGGCCAGAGUGAAAGGGUCUGGGUGGAGGAGAGGAGCAGAUCACCAUGAAUCUUGUCACAGAGAAGAGAUGACUGCUGCUAGACCACAAUGACAACUUUUCACAGGACCGUGGGUGAAAACUGUCACUUUUUUAAUUGUAGACUUUUUAUUUUUUUCAUUUUUUUCAUUUUUUUCUGCUAUGAGCAGAACAUGUUCCAGUUGUUUUUUUUUCACUAGAUCUUUAAAGUAUGUGUGUGGCGCAGAGUGUCUGUAUGCUUGUGAGUAGACGCAUGAUUGUUCUUCUGUGUCUGUGUGCAGGACUAAAGCUCAGGCAAGGUGAUCGGCUCACAGUUUGAAAUGUCUGCAUCUAAAUCAGUGCUUCACAAAGAGAGAUCUGAAUAUUUAUAUUCACUUAAAGGGCUGCCUUUUUUUCUCUGUAAAUAGUUUAAAUUUAAAGAAAUGUAUAGAUAAUAAUAUCCUCUAGUGCAUUGCCUGUAAAUGUUUUUUUGCACUGGGUUACUAGUUAUGCUGUGUGUGUGUAUACAUGUAUUUGAUUCAAGGGUUGAGGUUGUGAAGGAUUAACAAACCCCACUGAAUUCUCUUGAGAGUACUUGCCACCUGUCUUUCAUCCUCGGAGCAAUUGAUAAAUCCCCAUCUUACGGCUUCUGUUACAUCUUCCUGAGGUUGGGUCACACUUCAUCCCUCUUCAUAAGUAUUGAAGUUAUCCUGUCCUGCUUUUCACUGUUGGGUUUGUACACAAUACUAACUGGUGCUAUUAGGAUUCAGCUGUUGUCUGUGUUGCCUCAAUGUAUCAGGUUUCUUUUAUUUGUUCUUCUGUGUUGUUGUAGAUGUUGGUUGUGCAUCAAAAUGCCCCCAUGCUAUAAAGCAGUGUCUUGCUAGAAGGCAAGCUUGUGACUGGAAUACCUCAACCACCAGUCUUUACUUUGAGCCCCGUUUUUAAAUUGGACUCGUUAGGUACCAUCUAUGGAUCCAUUUAUGAUCUGAUGCUUUCCCUCUUGAGCCCCACUGCUGUCAUUCGUUUAGCGAUAGUUUGUCUGAAACAUUGUCCCUGCAUUAUGAAGUAGUGGAUCUGGUUGUAUGGCUCACUGCCAAUUUCCUCACAAAGAAAGUCUGAGAUUGUUGGUCUCUAAUGGGUUAGGAAGAAGCCUAGCGGUUAAGAGUGUUGGGCCAGUAACCGAAAGGUCACUGGUUUGAAUCCUUGAGCCGACUAGGGGAAAAAUCUCUGUGCCCUUGAGUAAGGCACUUAACCCUAAUUGCUCCUACAAGUCGUUCUGGAUAAGAGUGUCUGCAAAAUGCCUAAAAUGUAAUGACCCCUACACCCCCGCUCUCUGCUUGCUCUGAUGAAGCAUGUGUGAGAAGCCACAUGUGGCCAAGGUCUUCCUGAGGAGCUCAGGCAAGAGUACAUAUACACAGCCUUGUGAAGUGCCAAAAGAUUACCUGCUUUCACAAGUCUGGUGUAACUUUCUCCUGUGUGCCAGAAUCAAAAGGGUUAUUGUCACUGCUAAUGCAUAGUACGUGUGACAUUCUGUCAUAUGGAUGGGGUGGAUAUGGAGCAGUAAGGGCUGUGUUCUAUGUCAAGCAAAAUUGUCACUGUCACAGAGAGAGACAUGGCAGACAGACAAGGGCAUGGAGACAUGACUGAGCUCAAAGUGCUCGCCUGGGUUAAUGGCUGCAGGCCGAGUCUGGGUGUUGUAGCCUUGGGGCCACGCUGAAGGACAGGUAACAUGAGACUAUAGAUCAAGAAACUCAGUCCCUGUUGUUGGUCCAGAGUGUAAGAGCAGUUUCCUUGUAUUGUACAUUUUAUAGAUGUUUGCACAUGAGGAAAACUUAAAGGGAGCUCUGCAUUGCACUUACUGGACUUAUUGAUGAGUGGUGCAAUUUCAAUUUGUACAUAGGUCUCAAUUUAGGUUCAUGGAAUUUAAACAAUGCAAUACAUUUGUGGAUAAUUAUUUUUGCUUUGAAUUUAGCCUCAAAAGUCAAGGCGUAUCAUUGCUGUGACGUUAUCACACGUUUUAUAUUGUCUGAAAGACCACCACCGUUCAAACCUUUUGUCUCUGUUUUCCCCAUCCCACUUUGCAUCGUUUGCUCUCAUCUUUGAAGAGCCAUUAACAAUGUUGUGCAAGUCAAUUCACAUGUACUGAGGAAAGUUUGCAGACAAUCAAAUGGAUUGUAUUCCAGUAAAAAUUCCAGUUUGCAUGUAAUGUAAGAUUGGCACAAGACUGACUGUAUGGGUCUUGCUCUAAGCCAUCUGAUCUAGUUACUCACCAGAGAGCAGCCUUGCAGUUACAGUGCUGUGUUGUGUUCCAUUUACACACUUGGCAAUUGUGAUUACCUAUACUCUUUAGCUCUUACCCUCUAAACGUUACCUUAGACGUAAUAAAUUAAGAUCAAGGGAAGCCCUGCCCCCCAAACAAACAUCUUAAGACUGUUUAUUCUUGCUCUAGCAAUAAGAGACCAUUGUCAGCAUCUCAGCAGUAUGAGAGCUUGUCUGAACAAGCAUGCAAGUUCUUCACUUGACUUCUCUUCUUUAAAUGCUGAUGGUUGAAUCUUAGUUGAUGUUAAAUUGCCUUUAAAAGUGAAUUUAUUACUAAAACAAGUUGUUUCAUGGUUAGACCUGCUGCUGUUUCCCCCCCAUCUUAGAAUAGUGGGCUUUAACAUUUCACAGUGGAAACAUCUAAAUUAAUCUACGAUUGCAAAAAAAGUUUACGCUGCCAUGGGGUGGAAGUAAAUAUGCCAUUUCAACCUGCAUGAAUGUACAGCUCCUAUUCACAUAACCAUGAAUUGGUUUUCAUUUUCUUCAAUGUCCUUCGUAUGAAUAAUCAACGCAAAUCCAACAUAUUGCAAUAGGUGAAAUAUGACAUCCUUGGAACAUCCUAAGAUAACUUAGUGCACAUAGUAUAAAAUGAACUAAUACUGUAUUACAUUAACCAUUUUAAUUUAAUAGUCUUUUCCCUUUUAGAUUUUCUUGCAAUUGGGCUUUUCUGUUUCAAUUCUUGAUGUUAGGCAAAUUAGGCAUUUGUCCAUCCACAACAUCUUGGGAGGAUGAGCCAGAACAGAGUGAAAAUCACGCAGGCAUGAUUGUCUGCAGCUGCCAUCCAUUGUCAAGCAUUUGAUACUACAUUUUGAAAGAUGUUAUCCUUGGGGAUAUUGAAGACAACAUACAUUUUAGGGAUGAAUGUAUACAGACUUAGUCUUUACUGUGCUGUGGAGGGACAUUUUUUGACCAUACGUGCAAUCUGAAAACGUGAAACUGCAAAAUGAAGGGAUGUAUAGCUAAAUGUGAAUUUUUUUCAAAGAAAAAUAAGUGUACUUUUAUCAUGCCCUAACCAUGUCUUGUUUUGCCACCACUCACCAAAGUGCUUGUUUUAUUUAUGAAUGCAGAGGGGAUACUAAAAUCAAGUCUGGAGGAAGUCAUUUGAAACUGAUGUCAAUGUUAGCCAAAUUAUCUCUGCUUCUUUUACAUUUCCCAUGAGUGUCUGAACUGGCUUAAGGUGAAAAUGUUGAAUUCUAUAUCCUGUGGAUUAUUACUGGAACUACAAGAACCUUGAUGUAGAAGCAGUAUUUUUGUUUCCAAAAUGUUAUCAUGCUUUGAUUGAACAUACAUUUUAGCCAGUUUGUGUGUGCCGUUGUACCGAGUUAAAAUGAAUAAAUGCCUGCCUUAAAGGCACGCUGUUCUUUGGCUCUUGUUUCUUAG
Messenger RNA from Oncorhynchus mykiss (rainbow trout), 5959 nucleotides. RefSeq names its product kelch-like protein 28. NCBI's taxonomy places the organism in Eukaryota, Metazoa, Chordata, Actinopteri, Salmoniformes, Salmonidae. The record is from RefSeq and is a predicted model, not a curated record. Gene Ontology annotation, molecular function: protein binding.